Molecule: messenger RNA, 2058 nt
Organism: Fusarium oxysporum Fo47
Lineage: Eukaryota; Fungi; Ascomycota; Sordariomycetes; Hypocreales; Nectriaceae
Exons: 9
Coding region: 1-2058 (685 amino acids)
Source: RefSeq, a predicted model, not a curated record
AUGUUUGGAAAAGGUUUCUUUGGGGGCCCUGUAGCGGCAACUACAACUGUGCAAGAGGAGACACCACAGCCUGGAACACUCCAGAACCAAGGCAGCUUCCCUCACAUCCGUGAAGUAGUCCAGCGGGUAAAGAAUACCAUCGAAUGGACAACAGAGUGGUCGCAAUCGGAUUCUUGGACAAAGACCUAUGGCAUAAAGAACAAGGUUGUGACAUCCACCGAGAGGCAGCCGCUGGUUGAUACACUCAAGAAUGAAACGGGCGAGUCCUUCGACGAAGUUGACCCAUUUUUCGAAUCCUACCCCUUAUCAAGAUCUGUGGAACGUCAAGCACGCGUGGUCAAAGGCUUCUGUGGUGACACAAAACGGCUUCUAUUACCUGGUGUUACCUCUGAUGGUUCUGAUGAGAUCCAGCCGCAUAAGUGGCAAGCAGCUAGCGCAUGGGUUUCUGAUAGAGACUGGUACCCUCAAGACUCGGAAGAUACUGCAUUGGUCCCUCACAAAUCAUUUGGAAGAGUCCUUGGGGACAAUGAUAUUUGGGCGGUCCUACAAAAGAAGCGGUUCUCAAGGAACGAUGAUGAAGAAAUUGGCCCACCUCGAAGAAUUUAUAUCGACAAACCUGACAAGAACAGUAUUCUCGCACUUCUUAAGACCACUCCUCCCUCACAGGUAGCAGGAUUUAGAGAACUACUUGCGAACUAUAUCACGGACGCGCCCACGCCUGUCAUGAGCUCAAGAGAGAUUUUUUGGUGGGGUUCAAUGUGUUUCCUGUUCUCCUUCAAUCUCCCGUUCUUUGCAACGAGCACACAAACCGAAAAGGAUAACCGGAUGCUCUGGAAUGGGAAGAUUCCACUUCGACGCCGACAUGACCUGUCUUUUCUACAUUUGGAAGACCACGACAAACAUCGUUACAGUGGCAAUGAAUCUUCGUCCUCUUCUUCGUCCUCUAAAAACGAGCUAUUCUUGGUUGAGGGAGUCUGUUCGAUUGUGGUUACUGGCCGAACUGAUCGGUAUUGGACAGCUGCUUGCCUCAACGACGACCUCUCUGAGGAAGAUGAUGAGCCCAGGCUAACCAUAGAAGAUGAAGACGACCCAGACAUGGACACAGAGAAAGACCCUAUCAUUCUGAAGGUUUACAACAAGCCAGUGUCACCCCGGGCUUAUGCCCUUGCAGCAUUGGCGACAUCACUAACUAAGAUCGCGGACUACCAUAAAGACAUUCAGCAUCAAUUUGGAACCAGCCUUAACCAUCAUACUCCAACGUCUUGGUAUGGCACUCCCAAGAACAGUUCAUCUCAGCCGAUGCAAGACUGGAGGAAGAGAUACCCUGAAGUCCUGGAGUGGGUGAUUCACUAUAACGCCAGACUAAUUGAAAAGUUGGGGUAUUUCCUGUCACAUCAUCUUAUGAUCACUCCUGAGGGACUGCCUCAGCAUCCACUAUGGCAGAGCGUCCAUAAGGAGGAACGCGUGAUACAAUGCUUAACCGAGCUCAGAGACAUUCUGGACAGUCUGCGUGAUGUGGACAGUGAACUCAGGCGGUUCCUACAGACUUGUGUUGAGGCAAGACGCGAGAGGAAAUUUGAAUAUCAAGAUGAACAAGUUGGCAGGGAAAAGACCCUCCACAAGAUCACGUUCGCUGGAUUCGCUCUGGGUAUCCUGAAUCUAAUUGCCCAAAUCUAUGCGGCCAGACCGGAGAAUGCCAGCGCUCUCUCUUCACCUGGAUUCAUGGCUUUGACAUGGGGUAGUUUUGGUCUCUGCCUCAUAAUCUGCUUGAUUCCAUUUUCUUUACACAUCAUUCAGGGAGCGAGAGAGCAGCUCAAUUGUCUCAAAGAUUUUCUAGCCUUGAUUAGGAGGAGGAAGAAGAGCUUCUGCAUUUACGUCUCCUGUAUGAUAACCGUUGAAAUUACAAACAUGGUGAUUUUGGAGUUUGAGGCAAAUGAAGAUCAAGUGGCGUCGGAAGCUGUCAAUGGCAAUAAAAUAAACAAACGGUGGUCUGAGGCAUGCUGGCCAUGUGACUCUGUACUGAGGCAACUGAAGGCAGGCACCUGCAAGGAUCACUGA